Molecule: messenger RNA, 834 nt
Organism: Symbiodinium natans
Lineage: Eukaryota; Dinophyceae; Suessiales; Symbiodiniaceae
Source: the annotation of a GenBank genome assembly
AUGGCCCGACUUCAGCCGCUGCAGCCGCAACACGCGGAUGCCCCAAGACGUGUGGGCCGUCACGUUUCCUUCGCGGUCUUUGCUGUGUUGCUGACCGUUUGGAAUGGGCCGGCGGCCCUCAGUUGGUUGCUUCCUGCAUCGUCUGGGAAGUCAGCCGUUGCCAAAGAUGAAGCACGAACUUCAGGACCCCGAGGCUCUCGACGAGGUUGGCUAGGUAUCUCCUUGUCAAGUGUACUUGCAUCUCCGGCCACGGCCGAUGAGGCCUGCGCAUGCUGUGAAUUGGACUGGUGUGGCUGUGGCGCAAAAUGCGUCGAUUGCCAUGCCUACCUCUCCUCGAGAGGCUUCUCGCUCCCGGCGGAUGCGUCCAGCGCGGUGCGAAGUCGAGGAAUGUCGGAUUGGGCCGCGGCCGUCGAUUGGCAAAACGCAGAAGCCCCGCAAUGGCGGCCAGUGCAACGAGACCAGGUCGCGGCAGGCCAGUCGAAGCUUCCGGGCGCUGGACGUGGGCUCUUUGCGCGGGAGAGACUGGCGAAGAGGGCGGUGCUCCCACCAUACAAGGGCCAGCUGCAGAACAUCCAAGCGGUGACUCGUGGUGGAGCCUACGUUUGGUGUCCGCAAACUUCGAGCGGUGGUACUGCGGCAGCUUUCUGUAUGGAUGCGGCGGCUGAUGACCCCGAGAAUCCUGCCCGGCUCAUCAACGCGGCUGCCAACGAAGAGCAGUGCAAGCAGGUCAACACGGAGAUCUGCCAGCUGGGAAACGUCCUUUAUUUCCGCACGCUGCAAGAAGUGCCGGCAGGGACAGAAUUGGUGACGGACUAUGGUCGGUUGCUUACUUGA